AAUAUUUCGUAAUCGUCAUCUCUCUACUACAUACAGCUUCUUCAUUGAUUCUUUUUCUUCUUUUUAAGCUCCGCGGUACCUGCAUAUCCUGCACAUUAUCAACCCGUUUUUUUGCCACCAGUCCAAUCCAGAUCAUACAUACAUACAUGGAGCUUGCAACUUCUCACCGCCAACACAAACACCAGAAGCUGCUGCAGCUGCAUUGAUAUCAUCCAUCACCACCAUAUAUAUAUCCAUCCACUUUAUAAAAAAAAAAAAAAGAAAAAAAAAUGGACGUCCUCUUCUCCCUCCCCAUAUUCACAUACUUCCUCGGCCCAGCCCUCACCUCCUGGUCCACCUCCCUCAACCUCCUCUUCUUCUACAUGACCUGGUCCACCCUCGUGCUCUCCCAGCCGCCCAUCGUCGUCCACAUCUUCGGCAUCCUCGCCAUCCGAAUAGUCUUCUUCCUCGUGCCCUCGCUCGCCACCCUCCUCUUCGACGUCUCGCUGCCCAGCCUCGCCGAGACCAUCAAGCACGGCGGCCGCUCCGCCCUGCCGCCCCGCGACGCAGCAUCCCUCGCCAAGCUCCUCGGCCUGGUGCUCCUCAACCUCGCCAUCGUCACCGCCAUCGAAGGCGGGCUCAGCUUCGCCUUCAUCCUCGUCUUCCACGAGCCCGUCUUCAAAACAACCACCACGCUGCCCCUCCCGUGGGGCAUCUUCAAGCACGUCCUCGUCCUGCUCUCGGCGCGCGAGACGCUCCUCUACUACAUCCACCGCUUCGUCCUGCACAACGGCAAAUCCUACCGCUGGCUGUCCAGGCGCCACCAGAGCUACGCCCACGCAAAGGCCGGCGCGCCCUUCAGCCUCCGCCUCAUGGCCGACCAUCCGCUGCCGCUGCUCUGCUACCGCUUCCUGCCGCUCUAUCUCUCGGCGGUCCUGCUGCGGCCGCACAUCCUCACGUACUUCCUCGUCCUGACCAUCUGCACCGUCGAGGAGACCCUCGCCAUGUCGGGCUACACCAUCGUCCCGGGCAUCAUCAUGGGCGGGGUUGUUCAGCGCUCGGCCAUCCACUACGCAGGGAAAGGAACGUCCAAUUACGGCUCGUGGGGCAUGCUGGACUGGGUCAGCGGGACGAGCAAGGGAAGGGACGUGCUUGACGAUGUGAAGAAGGAGGCGGAGAAGCAUCGCGUAAAAGAACGGUCUUCUAAGAGGAUUGACCAGGGCGUGAAUGCGGUGAGGGAGGGGGUCAAGACGCGGAGAAGCAGCAGGAAAAAGUCAUCGCAGUGAGGCUAAUUGGAACUCUAAUUCCUCGGUUCUGGGUAGUUUUGUAUUCCUUUUUUUUUCCUUUUUGGUUUUGGGAAUAAAGCAGUAUUGAUACCAUCAUGAUAGUGAUGAAUUAUGAUAUUAGUGCAGUCAUCCUUUUCGUUUGUAUUUAUACUAGGUCGUCCAUGCAAUGAAGUUCAAAAGAAAUG
Trichoderma asperellum CBS 433.97 is the source of this 1450-nucleotide messenger RNA. The record is from RefSeq and is a predicted model, not a curated record. NCBI's taxonomy places the organism in Eukaryota, Fungi, Ascomycota, Sordariomycetes, Hypocreales, Hypocreaceae.